Molecule: messenger RNA, 3490 nt
Organism: Anolis carolinensis (green anole)
Lineage: Eukaryota; Metazoa; Chordata; Lepidosauria; Squamata; Anolidae
Gene: jam2
Product: junctional adhesion molecule 2
Exons: 10
Coding region: 271-1188 (305 amino acids)
Biological process (GO): leukocyte cell-cell adhesion
Cellular component (GO): cell surface; plasma membrane; protein complex involved in cell adhesion
Source: RefSeq, a predicted model, not a curated record
AAUUUAACCCGGGCUCUGAGGAAGGAACUCUUCCCCUCCUCUCCCGAAGCCAAGGGAAGGGAAGGGAAGGGAGGAGCCGCGGGGCGAGGGCUUUCUGGUUCCCCCUCUGCCCUUCCAGCUGCGGCCUCUUCCCCCGCCAAUCUCUCUCUCUCUCUCUCUCUCGCGUCACAAUUGGAGCGGCAAGGGCGCCGGCGGCGGCGAGGCUCCCCGUCUGGCUUGGCCGCGGGAGGGGCCCCACAAACAGCUGUUGCUGCUCCUGCUGCUGAGAAGAUGGCGAGGCGCAACGGCGGCGCCCUCCUCCUCCUCCUCCCCGCCUUUCUCCUCGGGCUGCUCUGCUCUCACUUGGGCUACUACAAAGCCUAUGGAAUCACCGUAGAAACAGACAACAAACUUGUUAAAGCAAGAGAAUUUGAGGGAGCAUAUUUAAAUUGUAAGCACAAUGCAAAAAAGCAAAGUGAUACGAGGGUUGAAUGGAAGAAAAUUUCAGGAAAAGACGUUUCAUUUGUAUACUUUCAGGGUUCUUUUAUAGGUAAUUUCAAAGGUCGAGCUGAAAUUAGGCAUUCAAGCAUUCAGAUUAAAAAUGUGACUAGAAAAGAUUCUGGAAAAUACCGUUGUGAAAUAAGCACACCUUCAGAACAUGGACAAGAAGCAGGAGAAACUGAAAUCACUCUCUUAGUUUUGGUCCCAUCAGCUGUUCCUGUUUGUGAAGUGCCCAUCUCAGCUAUGAGUGGGACAGUAGUGGAACUACGCUGUAAAGAAAAUGAAGGUGUUCCUGCUUCAAAGUACAGAUGGUAUAGGAACAAUUUCCCUCUGUCAGAGAGCCUCAUGCUGGGCAAUGUGAAAAAAGAUAGAUUGCCGUAUGCUAUGAACACUACGUCUGGAACUCUGCUCUUCAACCAUGUUUCAAAAAAUGACACUGGAGAAUAUUACUGUGAAGCUGACAAUGAAAUUGGACAGCCUCAGAAGUGUCCUGUGAAGCGAAUGCAAGUUGAUGACCUUAAUGUAAGUGGCAUCAUUGCUGCUGUGGUCAUUGUGGCUCUGAUAAUAGCUUCCUGUGGUCUUGGCGUAUAUUAUGCACAAAAGAAGGGUUAUUUUUCAAAAAAAAAAUCUUCAAGCAGGAACAGCUCUAAAUAUAAACCUGGAGGAAAUGAAAAGGAUUUCAAGCACACAAAAUCCUUCAUUAUUUGAAGAAAUACAAUUCUCUGCGAUCAUCAACUGUUCAGCUGCUGCACAGAACAUCUCAACUCCAUUCUGUAAAUGAAAAGAGUGGUGCAUACAGAAAGCCAUUGGCAAUUACGACACUACUGUUAAGUGGACAGAAGAUUGCCAAAGGUUGUUAGUUUAUUUGACAGUGAUUUUUACUGGAAGAUAAUAGUGCACAAACAUAUAAAAGGCUUUCUGCUGGGCAAUGUAUCCACAAAGGUAUUGAACUAGGAAAAAUAAACAAUGAAAUGUAGUUCUAGUUGCUACAUUUCAAUCAGUUACUGUGGCAUCAACAAAACUGUAAAAAAGGGCUGGAAGAAUUGGUUUUUUUCCCUGUAACACAAGUAUACAGACAAGAGUAAGUUGUUUGUUUCUGCCACAAGAUGUGGCAAUAUCCACUAAUUCAUCAUGCUGCUGUGAAUGGAAAUUGAAGAAAUCCAUGGAGAAGAACACUGAUAGUCAUUGGUUUAAAGGCAGAACAUUUUUACAGUGCUGCUGGGGAACAGCGGCAGGCAUUUAGUUGGCCACUUAGAAACCGGAUACCAGUCUAGAGAGACUUAUUUUUUGAUCUUGCAAGAUUCUAGUGUUUUCAAGAAGCCAGCUGUCUGGGUAGCAAGCACAUUUCUGACCAUCUAAUUCUAUCAGCUAUUUGUUAUUCUCCCAAAUCUGGUUGAGCUUGGACACUGUCAGUGCGGUUUUUUUUUUCAUUGUUCAUGCCAGGAGGCUAAUGAUGUCAACAUACCCUUUCCAGUAAGGAACUGAAGUUCAGGAAGCCAUCAAUUUAAUAGGAGCAACUCUGCAAAUCACGAUAGGCUCAGCACCUGAAUUUGCUCUACAGGACAUUUGCAUUUGGGGGGGGGGGGUGCUCUUUUCUCACAAUUGAGAGCAAGAGUCAGAACUACAGCAGGCAUCACAUACAGGCUGACAAUCAUGAGUGGAUGUCUGUAACAAGAUAGCUAGGUAAUUUUUUUUUAGUAUUCUGGGGCAUUAUGGAUAUUCUGUUUGCAAGGUGGAUUAGAAGAGUGUUACUUACAGCAUUUCUUUUUUUACUGUAAGUGCCUUGACCCUCUCAUACCUUAUAAUCACUGACAGAAUUACACAGUUCUAAGUUUGCUGAAGUGUAGUGUUUUUUAUCACUUCAUUUUUUCACUCUUUUCAACACCAGUGAGUGGCUUUAAAAGAACAAGCUCAUAGAUCCUAUUAUAAAUACACUAUUUUUGUGUUCGAUGAUUGCAGUGAUGAUGCAUUGAGACAAUUCCACUAAUAUUUUUCAUUGUUCAUUUCAAACAAUAAAAUCAGGUGUAGAUCAUCUGGUGCCCUCCACAUAUUAAGUCUCCAUACUGCAAGAAUGCCAGACAAUAGAUUGGGAUAUUCAGGAACUUUUAGAAAUAUAUACAUAUAGGAUUUUAACUGUUCAAACAAUUCUCUUUUAACAGAUAUAGUUUAACAUUUUUAUUUCCCAUCCAUAAUAGUGCUAAACAGACUCUCUCUGCCAUAAACAUAUAAGCAGUGAAAUUUAAUUACUUGCCUAAUAGGGAAACAGGAACUGUUUGCGUUUAUCUCAAAUUAAAAUAUUUAUCUCAUUCUCCCUUAUAGAAGUUGUUGCACAUGGGCAUCACUAAAUACAGAAAUUCAUAGAUUGAACACUGAACUAUUUAUUGAAGUCACAAAGACUAUUCAACAAAUCCAAUCCGACACAGUUGCUUGAUGUGCACACACGACCACAUCAUCACUUCUGUUCCUCUUCAAACUUAGGUUCUGCCAAAGGGGAAAACAAGGUGUUAGUAUGAAAAAAAACCCUACAGGAAAAGUAUUGCAACAUGAUGUUAGCAAAUUACCAGAAAUUAAAUGCAACAUCAUAAAUGUUUUUCCUGACAGCAUAUAUCUACAGCUUUAGCUUGGCAAGUAUACAGUGAUCUUUCCAAAUAUCCGAAGGAUCAGGGUCAGCAGCAAGCACUACUACUGAACAAUACUAUAAUGAAUGAAUCCCUAUGAAAUAUGAGUUGUGCAAGAGCAAUGCUUGUUGGUUUCCUUCGGACACAAGUUGUUGUUACCACAUUCAAAUACAAGGAAACAGUAAGAUGGAAUACUUGGCCAGAAAGUCCACCAAAAAGUAAUGCAGAAGUCAAGUAUUUGAGCUAAAUAAAUAUUUGAGAUUAAAGAUCAGAACUGUAGUAUGGACUCUAAUCUAUCUCUGCCUGUAAACUGCAAAUAUGUUUGUACACCUUGUUAUGCUGCAUCAGCUAUAACAUUUACAAAUGUCAAAUAAAAUUUGUUAUCAAUUGUU